GGAAAGUGUUACUCUUGUGAAAACGUAACCUGUAAGUUCCCAUUUGGCAAUGAAGGUAAAUUAAAAUGUUUGUCGUUAAUGUAAGGCGUUUUAUUAGUAGAUCGGUUACUUUAAUAACGUCGUCCUUAUAAUACACCCGUUAGUGUUUUCCCGGGUGUCUUACAAUUUCUGAAAACAUUUUGUGUCAAUUUUUCAGUAACCGUUAUUGUUAUUUGGCGCACGUAGAAUAGUUAGGUAUAUUCUCAUGAAUUCUAAACCCUAUGGACUAUAAAGUUAGGCUUGGCGUUGGAACUUGGAGUGUGUCAGGAAAGUAAAGAGAAAAAUGACAGCAGGAUCAUUUUCAAGAUUUUCAAAGAAGUCAUACAUCAGUUGUACAGAUGAUCAGAGUUCAGACCAAUUACCAAAAUAUAAAGAUUAAGUAUCAAAGUGGGAUAGUAUGACUCCUAAAACUUGUUGAAGACCAGAGCUGCAAAGAGGAAACAGUAAACUUUAUAACUUUUUAGGACUUUCUGAAGAAAUUAAUGAAACGUGAAACUGCAUAUAUGGAGGUUUUUUGAUUUAAUAUUUUACUAAAAAUAUCUUGGAAGCUGUUUGAAAAAAGAAAGUAAGAUUUACUUGGAAUUUUUUUAUUUAAUGCCACAGUAUGUGUCUGUGAAUUAUUUGCAAUGUACUUCUGACCUUUUGAACUGCAUAUAAGUAAUUUUCUUAAACUUCCAUAUUUUGUGUUCCCCCAAAAUGGAAUGUCCUGAGAAUAAAUGUGAUGGAUCUGAGACAAAAAAGUUGAUAUCUUUUGAUACAUCUGUGCAUUGCUCAAGGAAAGAUGAUUUAAAAAAAAACAAAGUUAUACAGGACUGUAGAAAAUUUAAUCAGUAUAAUCAUCAAAAAAGUGAUUGCUAUGAGAAGAGUAUUGAGGAAGUCGUUGAAAGCAAAGAUUCAUUCAGUGUGCAGUAUGUGGGGGUAAAAACUCAAAAUACUAAUUUCUCUAAAGUCGGCUCUGAAGGAGCAUUGUCAGCUGUUGAUAUAGCUAUUAAGAAUCAAAGAGAAUGGAAGGAAAGUUUGGAACAUGAUGAUUGUGAUAAUUCUAAUGUAGUAAAGCAGAAAGAGCAGGAUUCCUAUGUUAAAUGUCUCACUGAUACUUGUAUGCUAGAAAAAAAAGGCUAUUACUGUGAAGUGUCUGAUGUGUUGUGUUCAGAAGGGUUUAACAAUAAAAUUAAAAUUAAUGAAGAAAUGUCUGAAGAUGCAGAUUCCAAAAAAGAUAAAGUUGAGGAAAAGUUAGAAGGAAAUAAUGAAUCAUCAAAAGUUACAGGGGUACUAAACUUAUCUUCACCAGAAGGCCAGCGCCAUUUGAGUAACCUUAGAAAAGAGAUUGAUAUCCUAAAUGAAGCAGGAAAACUGAGACCAGAAUAUUCUUCUUUUUGUUUUGGAACACCAGAAAAAGAAGUUAAUCCAAAAGAACCAAAGAUAAGUUUAAAAAGAAAAGAAAGAGAGGAGAAAAAUGACACAUAUGAAAAAGUGCAAAAAAGGAAGAAAAGGAAACGACAAACUUUAGACAGUAAAGAGUGUGAAGAGCUUCUUCAAGGUAUUGAUGGAGAAAUAGAUAGAGUGCUAGAAGAAAGAGCUAAAAGGAAUAGACUCACAGCUGCAAAUGUUAAAAAUAUAUUGAAGCAUGUGAUUACAAAUGAACAUGUUUUGAGUAUGGUUAGGAAUACCAUGCGAUCUGAAGAAGGAGUUGACAGUGAAAUAGAAGAGGCUGUGUAUGAACCAAAGUUGACACGUUCAAAAGUUAAGGAAUUGAGAGAAAAGCAAGGAAAUCUUUCCUGGGCCUUCUCUCCAAUAAAAACCUCUUCAAUGUCCAAAAAACUUCUAGAAGAUGAUUUUUCAGAUGAUGAUUCAUCAUUAGAUGGUGAAUAUAAUCCUGGAAUUGAAAUGCACAAUAGUGAUGAUGAUGAUGAUGACACUGAAAGUGUAUUGUCUUCUCAAACAAGUGAACUUGGUUCCCCUUUACCCGUUUUUUCUGCAUCAACUGUACUUUUUCAGGAAAAUAUGGAGGAAGAUUCAACUUGUGUGCAACUACCAGAUAGUACAACAGAUUUAAAAUCAGAGGAGGACAGAAUAGCUUUGCGUACAAGGUCCAAAUUGCCACUCAUUGAUACACCAUUAGAGGCUAUUGAAGCUGCUUUUGUUGCUCCAGACAUUACUCCUGAUAUGUACGACUCUGAUUGUGAUGAUGAGGAGUGGAGAAAUUUCUUGAGUGAUUUCAGAAAGCCUUUAGAGACCUGUGUGAAUAUUGAUGGAGUUGAAGACGAAGGAGAGGAUCCAGAAUACAACUUCUUAGAAGAAGAUGACAUUUUGGACAAAUGGGACCUUCGAUUUGAUAGAGCAGUGAAAAUACCAAAAAGAGAAGUUCAGGAGUUGAUGGCAGAGGUUUUACAGACAGCUCAGCAGGAUUUAGCUGACGGGGAAGAGGAAGAAGAUAGGACUGCAAAUAACAUACCAAGGCUUCCACUAUCUAGUCCAGCUCUUGCUUCAACACCAUCAGACACUGGUACCUCUUCAGAUGUAGAUGGCAGAAGGUUGCUUACUAAUAUUCACAUGACUGAUCAGAUGAGGUCUCUGCUAGAUCAACAGAUGAGAAUGCAUGUUCAGCUACUAACCCAGAUGUGCUUAUUGUCAAAAGAUAUUCCUGGGCUUGAGCGUUUUUCAGAUAUUGCCUUCUCACUAUUGGAAGAAUUGUGUACUUUCUCACAGAGACAGUUACCUGGUGAUCAUUCUUCAGCUUUUAAAGCUCAAAAUUUAGAGGAAGCUCUGAGAAUUGCACAGUGUGACAUUUCUUCUGAAUCUAAACAAAUCUUGGAACCGAUCUCUAAGUAUAAGAAAAAGAAUCAUAGAUUUGCUAUUUCGGAGCUUGUGAAACAAACUCUAGCCUUCAGCAAUGUUUUUAUCUAUCCUGAACUACUACCACAUUCAGGAUUUCAACGUCUUCCAGAAAAAAAUAAAAUAUUUUUCACAAAAGCUGAAGAUCAUCUUAUUGCCCUUGGCCUUGAACAGUUUUUGCCUCUGACAGAGUACCCUAAUAUGCAUGCCAAGCUGAUCCAAAUACACAUGCUUCCAACAAAAAAUGAGCAACAAAUUCGUAUUAGAAUUAAAAAUGCUAAAGGAUCUAACACAACAGAUGAAAAUCCCAUCAAAUAUUAUUUCAAGUACCAUGUAGCUCCUCCAGUUCCUCAAGUCAUUAAACCUUUUGACUUAGACAGUGUGUACCCACCUUGUAACUUACGUACAAGUCAAGUUCCAAAAUGGAUGGUCCCAUACUUGAGAAAUCACCGCGCCAUUAGACCACACCCCCAUAUUACUCUGUCACCUCAGUGUGGAAGUGAUAUUUCUCUUUCUGCGGGGAUUACUUCAACAACUGUGCCCAAAUUUGGAUAUACUUCUAGAAUUUGUAAAACACCUGAGAAAAAAUAUUUUAAUAAUUUUCUACCUCGACUAUCAAUGAGAUUAUCUCCAAGAACUCCAAACAAACCCGUAGUUUCUCCACUUAAACAAAUAUCUCCCAUUUUGAAAAAAUAUGGACAUUGGAGUGGGAGGAACACUCUCUGCUUCCAAGGUACCCCUAUAAAAAAUUCUGGCUCAUCACGUUCAUGUCGACGCACUCUUGCUCCCAAAACUGAUGGUCUUUCGUGUACUAUUCUUGGUUCAACUAUUAAUCACAAUGGUCACAUCUCACCUUAUGUUAGUCCUAGUGAUAAGAAUAAAUUUUCUCCAUACAGUAGCCCUGUUGGAGAAUAUCGCCCUAUUGCACCUAAAUCUGUCCAAAAUGAAAAAGUGAGUGUAAAUAUUCAUUCUAGUCCAGACUUACAAAAAAUACAUUACUCAAAUUCUUCCUUCAAUAUUCUAAAUUCUAAGUGUAAUAAAGAAAAAUGUAUCAAAAAUCUUCCUUUUAAAGAAUCAAGUUAUUCUGGACAUGUAAAUAGUACUGCAUCAGUUUUACCAUUGGACAGUGGUAAAGAAAAUACAAGGGUACAAGAAAAUACUGAGAAGGAUCAGGUAUCACAACAGAUUACCUGGGAUGUUGAAAGUGAGUGGCCCAGUUCUGUUUCAACAAAAGCCUGUCCUGAGCAAAUAGAUGUAACAUUCACAUGUUCAGCAUUACAAAACUCGGGAGUCAUAUCAGGUAAUAUGAAACAAAACUCUUCACUAGGAAAUUCUACAUGUGUUGAUUCUCAAGUUUCUGGCACUAUUUCUGAGUGUAACUUAGCUGCAACUAACUUACAUUCUGAAGAUGUUCCUAUAGAUUUGGACUUAGGUGUUGAAUGUGAUUCUCAUAUUGAUGUUGAGCCAUGUGAUGAUGGAGAAGAUGAUGGUGUUGAUGAUGAAGAAGAUUUAGCAGCUUUGAUGGCUGCAAGCAGCACAAUAUGUCGCAGAAACAGAUUAAUUAGAAAAAAAAGUAAACAACAGAAAGAAUUAGAGUCAACUCUUGCUCUUUUGGCUCCAAAUCUUUUAGAAUCUGAUCCUAAGAAAGAAGAAAAAGAAAUGAUAUUUGCUCAGUCUUACCUGAUGAGAGUUCAAGAAGCACUGAAAGAUGAAGAGAAAACUUAUAUUAAAUUUCUGGAAGUUCUCUGUGAAUAUGAAAAUUGCAAUAAUUCACCUUUGCAAUUAUAUGAAGAUGUCAGAGAGAUACUGAUAAAUCACCAAGCUUUAGUUGAAGAGUUUGUUGGAUUUUUACUGCCAGAACAGGCAAGGCUGUGUGGAAGAUAUGAUGAAUAUUUGAAUUUUAGCAAAAUGCGUGCUUUUUUGAGAAAACUAGAGGAGAUGAUGCACAACCCAUCAUCUCUUGCUAGGGUUCCUUUGGAUUCUCCUCUUAAAUUUCCUCCUUCCCUCUUUGACUGUAUGCAUUGGUGGUUGAACAUAUCCCCCAUGUAUUUGGGUUUACUGAUUCCUCCCCCUCAUCUGAAUUUGUUUCUCUUCCCUGAUGCUCAUCUCUCAAGUUGUGGAGUAUGGCUGUUUCUUCCUUGUCUCAUCUUUCACCAUCCUUCACUCUUUGGUGAGACUGUAACUGGCCUAAUGACAGACUUUGAAGAGAUACUCAUCCCUGACAGUGAUGCUGAAGAGACAAAUAGUGAUAGCUGUGAGGAGAUGAAAAUCCCAGAAACUGAAGAUUGUUAUGGAACAAAACAGUGCCCAUGUUUUUGUCAUCUUCAAUUUUGUGAUCCUAGUUUUCAGGCUUGCAAAAGACAUUGUAGUCAAUGUGGUACAAAGUUUAUUGAUGGUCGGAUAUACAUACAGAAAGGCAAGUUACUGAAACCAGCUUAUGUAGUUUAUCAUACAACACCAAAUUCUGAAGAACUUGGAAAGAACCUCUGGGCUCAAAGGAAGAAUACAGAUAGUCCUGUUUCUGACUCUCAAGGUAGUGAAUCUCCACUUUCCAGUCACUGCCCAAGCCCAGGAGACUGUACUUACUCAUUAGAAGAAACAAAUGAAUAUGAUCUCCAGACAGGAAAGGUUUUGAGCUUGAGACCCCCAGGUUCAGAAAAUGAAAUGUCACCUGGCUUUUCUGCUAGUGAAACAUGUAAUGAACGUCUACCUGUGGUUCAAGAAUUUUGUGCAGACACUAGGACACUCUCUCUUAAUUCAAACUGUGACUCUGGAUCCCAAGACUCCAAAAAUGCACAGCCUAAGACCUUAGGAAACACUUUUUUUGUACCAGGAACUUCCUUAAAUCAGGCUUCUUGUGUUUCAGACAGUUUCUUGUUUCAUAUAGUGGAUCAUCAAGAUGUAUCACUAUCUGGUAAACCCUUGCUAAAUUCUACAAACAGUAGCCUGCAGAAUGUGUCACUAUCUGGUCCAGUUUUUGUAGAUACUUCUAGCAGUAACCUUCAAAAAUUAUCUCUAGUUGAUCAAGCCUUAAUAGACACCUCUAGCAAUAACUUCCAGAAAGUUUCACAAGUUGGUCAGACAUUAGCAGAUAUUUCUAGCAGUAGCCUCCAGAAUGUUUCACCAUCUGGUCAAACCUUAGUAGAUACUUCCAGCAGUAGCAUUAAGAAUGUGUCAGUAUUUGGUCAAACCUCAGUUGGUGUGUCUAGAAGUAGCCUCCAGAAUGUGUUAUUAUAUGGUCAAACCUCAGUAACUGAUACCAAAAGUAUUCAACAGAGAUGUGAAAAUUUAGUAACAUGUGCUAGUAGUAGUGAACAGGAAUCAGUAGUAGACAAAGAUAUUAAAAAUGAAUUCAGGAAUGAUCAAAAACAAGUAAAAGUACCUGAACAAAACUUUGAUUGUUUCAUAACUGAUCAUAAAGUUAUUUCCCAGGAAGAAGUUGCAUCUAUAGCCUCAAAUAAAACAGAAACAUCUAAGCAAACUACUCAGCUUCGAUCCCUAGAGAGAAGUGAAUCUGUAUCAUGUAAGAAAAUAGAGAGUGUAUUUGUUCCACAGAAGGAAGAGGAAUCCAUGAAACCAAGCUUGUUUAAUUCAGCUGUUGAGGAACAGAAGUUUCACAAGUGGACAAGGGAGGAAGACAAAGUUCUCUUGGAAACUUGUCAGAAGCUGGGAACUAGUAAAGAAGCAUUCCAACAGGUUAUGAAAAUUUUAACAGAUAAAACUAUUUUGCAGGUGAAGGAAAGGUUCUGGGAUUUAGUUCACAUAUUUGACCUGGAAGAGAGUGACAAGGGUGAAACAGAAACCGAAGACAGUGAAGGAGAGUAAAUGACUGAGAUUAGCUGGGAUAUUUUAAGGUUACUAAAAUUCAAAACCAGGAAGGACAUCCAGAGUACCAUGUUAACAAGCAUGACUAUGAAAUAUUGAAGGAAUAAUAAUGCAGGAAUAAUUGUGAAUGACAAACUAUAACUGACCGUGUGUGCUUACAUUAAUAAAUUAAAUUGAGCGUUGAUAUUUAAGGAAGAAAACUGGCAGAAAGAAAUGCAUAUUGAAAUAGACUACUAUAUGCAAGUUUUAAUUUCCAGUAUGUAAUGGGCAGAAACAGCUGAAUUUAGGCUCAUAUUGAUUCUAUUCAUGAUAUGUUUUACAAUUUGAAUGUGAGGUCCUGGAUUUUUUAUAUUCAUUAUGACAAAAAUGAUUCCAGAAAUUGCAAAUUGGUUGUGUAACAUCUGAGGUUUCCUUUUAUCAGCAGAUUGUAAGAUCAGUGGAAUGAUACAGUCACAGGCUAGUUUGAAGUAUUAUUAUAAAGAUUAUUAUCACACAAAUGAAUAGAUGAGAGAGAGAGAGAGAACAGUAACUAACAGAAUAAUGUUAAAAUGUUUUUCAAUUUUUUAUCAAAAUAAACACCAAAAAAAUCCUUGUGUUUGUUUUCUCUAUAUUUUAUGGGAUUUUAUUAACAUGAGGUAUUUAGUUUUAAAAUUUGCAUAAGUAAAUGUAAUUGUACUCUUUUUUUAAGGAAUUAAAUAGUUAGAUUAUAAGAAACACUAAAAACAUUUAUUCUAGCUUUUACAAAUAUAUUUUUACUAGUUGAACUGUUGUUUUUUAUGAUAAUCAAACAAUGUUCUAAAAAACGUCUUUGGAUACAAAGUUCUGUUGUCUUCAUCAUGAUAUGUAUUCACUUUCACUCAAACAUAUAAAAUGUUUUGAAAGUACCUUUUUCUGUAUUGACUAAAGGAAAUUGUUGAAGUUGUUUAAAACAUUUAACUGAGAUGUAAUAGCCAUACAGAAAAUGGAAUUAGCAACAAAUUCAAAACAACAUUUUUAUGAAGUCUAGAGGAAGCUGGUAAGUAAAUUAAAUUAUGUUUAGAGUCAAACAUUAGAGUUACAAACAAAAUUUGUAGUAAAAAAAGGGGCUCAAUAUGUAAAACAUUUGCAAUAUCAUUAAUUUGAUAAUGUAAUCUAUUGGAUGUUGAUAUAGAAAUGGUGUAAUGUUUAACAUUAAAAAAAAAAGUGAGGCCACAUAAAGAUGCAUGUGAAUGAAUUAAAUGAAUGUAUUAGUAUUAUUGAAAUAUUAGUUUAAAAAUUUG
Messenger RNA from Limulus polyphemus (Atlantic horseshoe crab), 7958 nucleotides. It is a transcript of the gene mute, whose product is annotated as GON-4-like protein. Gene Ontology annotation, cellular component: nucleus. Gene Ontology annotation, molecular function: transcription coregulator activity. Gene Ontology annotation, biological process: regulation of DNA-templated transcription. Bases 736 to 6699 code for a protein of 1987 amino acids. The record is from RefSeq and is a predicted model, not a curated record. NCBI's taxonomy places the organism in Eukaryota, Metazoa, Arthropoda, Merostomata, Xiphosura, Limulidae. The transcript has 24 exons.